This is a messenger RNA of Paramuricea clavata, 10760 nucleotides long. The record is from the annotation of a GenBank genome assembly. Lineage: Eukaryota; Metazoa; Cnidaria; Anthozoa; Malacalcyonacea; Plexauridae.
GAAGGAAGUUUUCCAGCUGUUUUGCCAGCUUCAACUGCAAUUUUCAUUAGAUCAUUGCACGCAGAGCUAAGAUUACGUUACGAAUUUGCCACGAACUGCAACAUACUAUCGGAACUUCGUCUGGAAUAAUCUAUAAAUGGCUGAGGCUGAGAUAUUGGAUUAUAAUCUUCAUGAGAAGGUACUGUUAUUAUCCAAGAAACAAUUAUUGGUAGUUCAGGGAUUUAUACAAGCACUUUCUAUACUACCAGUAUAUGGUAGUAAAAACUAAACAAAGAUACGUUUUGGUUACACAUUGCCCCGGAUCCGGACUGAAUAUUUUUAGAAUAUUCGAAGAAAAACGAUUAAUUUCACUUGUUAGCUGAAAACUUUGAACUGAAAGCUAGCUUCACGAAAGAAGUCUAAGUACAGAAUUACUUUUUGCACAAAAAUAAAGAUGUUUUGAAACCAAAAUAUGGGAUAUUAAGUUAAUAUUUUAGGACAUUGAAUGCUUGGUUUAGCAGUACGCGCCAGCUGUUAACUUCACUGCAUCGACCAAAACGCCUAAAUCGCAAGAUAUUCAACAGCACUGACUGUGUUGCGAGAAGCUAAUGCGUCCAGUUGGUCCUCUGUAAAACUCGACGUUCUGUGAUUUCUAUAGUUAUAAUAAUCCUGAGGAUUGGUGCUUAUAUCAGUUAUGUGCUAUACCGAUUGCUCUGGGACAAUACCAAACCCACCCAAAUAUAAGCCCUCCCUGUAUAAACCCACCAUAUAUUAGGUAACGCUUAGCCCAUUCAGAAUAUAAGCCCCCCCCCCCUUCCAAUUUAAGCCCAUGGGCUUUACACAGGUAUUUGUUAACGCGACAAUAAUUACAUAAAAGUAUUAUAUGUUAACCAACUUGUUCUAUGUAUAGAUUAUAUACUGUAUGUUUCUUUUCGUUCACACUAUAACAUCAAAUAUGUCGUUCGUAUAUAAGCCCCCCCGUAUGUAACCCGCCCCCCCCCAUCCCCUAUGUAUAAGCCAUUAAAAAUGCUUACGAACGAAUAUAAGCCAAGGCGUUAAUAUUCGGACGUUUACGGUGUAUUUGUUAACAGGCCCUAUAAUAAUAUAUAUGUUGCAGAUUUAUCUUCAAUUUAAUUAAACUUCCUUUGACUUUGUUUUUGAUAACAGCAGGAUUAAUACAAUAAUAAAAAGGAGAUUAAAUUAAUUAAAAUGCCGCUGUUGUAAACAGAAUUGGUUUUAAUUAAUUGCAAGCAUUCCAACAUUCUAAGUUUAAAAAACAACUUUCCUUUAAGGUUACAGAACACCCUAGAUUGUCCAAACAAUCGAUUUAAAAUUUUUUUUUCAUAUUUUAGAAAAUAUUUACUCCGUUUGUCCAUCCGUCGCCAUCCGUCGGUCCGUAUCUGCAUACGUUUUAUCCUAAUCCCUUUGCAAUUGCAAUAGGCGGAGACAAUAGUGUUCGGUGUUUGUUUACAGCAUGUUUUCAGCCGAAUAAAUUUUUCGAUAUAUGCACUCAUUCAGAGGGUUUAAGAACAGCAUUUUAAAGAUGAUUUCCACUGCGUUCUGCGCAUCAGUUCUGCUCAUAACAAAGGGGGACUCCCAGAUACAAACAUUGCUCAAAUUUUGCACCUUUCGAACUUUUUUGAAUUGAAAUGUACAGUUUAUAUUCAUUUACAAGCAUAGCGAACAAGAAAAGUGUUAGAUAUUCAGUUAUAGUAUAUCAUAUUUUACAUAUAUAGCAAUUCAAAACGUAAACAAAGUUCGCGCAUAUGCACAGGAGUGGACAUCAUCUUUAAAUAACCCCAUUUCUUCCAAAAUGUCACAAAAUAUUGCGAUAUUUUAUUAAAAUAAAAAUUAAGUAAGUUACAGGCCAAGUCUUUCACAUGCCAUUUUUUUGUGGAACAACAUAGGUCUAGAAAGAACUAAAUAUAUACUGUAAAUUGACACAGAAUUUAUAUAUAUAUAUAUAUAUUAACAUACCGAUUGAAUAAACAGUUCUUGUAGGAAUUUAGCAGCUGUCGGCUGAUUCUGCCAUAAUGAAUCAAACACAGCAGGUUCCCUGUCAGGGUACUCAGAUUCCUUCCGUAGUAACAGUGAAGUGAGGACCACAUGGGAACAGUUUAGUAUACAUUAUGUAUGUUUGAUCUACCGCGGUUAUUAUCCAGCGGUGACCACUUCAAAAGCUGCGGGGACGUUUUAAUAAUACUAGCAUGGGACUGCGGGGAUGAAUUUUAAAUUCGUAUAUAAGUAAGUUGAUGCAUAUUAAAGUCUGUACGAAUUUCAGCCCGCAGUUGGUACUUUAUCGACUUUAGCCGUCGUAAUUUUAACCCUCUGUUUCUGGAAGACAAUUUCUUGCUGCAGCCCACUCUUGUCAAAUACACAUGCUCCACUCAGUUGCAUAUCUCGUAUCAGAGGAGGAAUGAGGGUCUUCCCACAAUGCAUUGCGUCUAAUUAUUAUUCACAAUUACGAUUUUCAACGAACGUUUGGCGAAAAGUUGUUGAAAUACAUUGCGAUUUUGGCUCCGUUUAUCACUCGUUUUUACGAAGGUAUGUUUUUAUAUUUGUAUUAUUUAAGACCCUAAUUAAACUAUUAAUUACGUAUUGUAAUUAUGCUUGAUUCGGGUCAGUGGACAAGCCAAUAAAAUGACCUUGAUAUAAUGCAGAAGCAAACUCACUUUGUUUUGAGGAAAACAAAAACAAAACACGUCAUCGAAUUCGGGAAGAUUUUUUCUUUCUACUGUUACUUUAAAACAUGAGUUUGCUCCACUAAACCGAUAAGUAAUCGCGGUUUGAAAAUGGGGUACUUUCGCUAUAUUCUAUCGCCGAUGGCGGGAAUAGACCGCCUGAUAAUCAUCAUGGCGCGAAGGAAAUUAUUGUACUAAUCACUAUUUUUCAUGAUAAUUUUGAAACAUACGCAUUUUUGUUCGUACAUAUUUUAAGUUUAGUGCAAUUUGUAAGGUUUGAUAUGCUUAUGUUUACCUGCCCUGACUGUAUUUUUUCAUUUUAUUAUAUAAUUCGGCUAUUUUGGAGUAAAACUGGAAAUGAUACUGCUAUAUAUUUUAAACGGGUAUAUACUUCUGAAGGUGAUACCCCAGGGAAACCUAUUAGAUAAUAAAAGACGCAGAAUUUCUCGUUUGAAAAAUUCAACAUCAAGGUUUUUACAAACAUAAAAUACAGUAUGACCAGUUUGACCACACUAAAACAUUGUAUAUUUUUAAUGGGACAAUAUGUUAAUAAUGGGGACUAAAAGUUAUUAUCAUAUUAACAGUUAAGGUGGCUCGAUACAGUUUUCAAAAAUUCAGGUGUUUAACACUUUGACAUGUUCAAACUACGCAUUUUUAGGAUUUAUUCAGCAGAUAUUGGGUUUUUUAUAUAUUUUGAUAACUCUACUUUCAAACGAUAUUAGUUUUAGUAACAGAUAGUUCGUUGCUAUGACGACAUACGUGUACGAAAUUCACUCCAAAAUGACCUAUCGUCUCGUAUAGUUGGAAAAAAAGCAUGGUGACCCCCAAUUUUUUUUCGUGCAUUAUUUUACUUGGACGAAAAGCUAACAAUUAGCAAAAUAUAAAAAAAUUCUGUAAUGCCAUUUUUUUGGAAAAUGCGAAAAUGUCAUAUUCUUCGGUAAUUUUUUUUUGGCAUUACAGAAUUUUUUUAUUUUUUGUAUAAUGAAAGUUUUUAGCAGUGCAAUACAGCAUGCAAAAUUUCAACAUAGGUCACCAGACAAAAUAAAGAGAUAUAGCGCAUUGUUUUUCUCAAAUGGAAAAUUCUAAUGACGUCAGCAAUUGACAUAAAACGCUAUAGAACACGCGCAAUGGCGUGAUAUGGCGCGAGCAACUGCUCACGUCAGGUCAUUUUGGAAGUUCUUUCAUUUUGUUAAUCAGUUUCCGCGACCUGCGCGACUUGUGCGCGUAAAAAUGGUCACCCGGUUUUGAGUUCGCGAUUCUUGAGCAGAGUUUUUGUGAUAACUAUAUCGAGCCACCUUAAACAGUAACAUUGUAUUUUAAUGCUUUUUUGCCUGGGAGAAUUUCUGUCCAUAGGCAUACAAGGCUGGGGGUUGCAACUCCUCCAGUCAGUGUUUAGUUGGGCAGAAUUCUGCUUUAAAAAAUUAUUGGGCAAUUGUUUUAAGAUUGACUUUAAACAGUAUAUAGACAGGAGAUGUAUUCCUUCUAUUUUAUACCUCUUGUUCAACUUUAAAUAAAGUCAUGACAAUGUUGGGCAAUUUCUAUCCACCUGUACGCCAAUAUUAAUUUUCAAUACUGGGAGUGGCAUUCCAGAAAACCUAUAGUACACAAAUUUCCUGGAGAAGCAUGCCCACAAUCCUGGUAAAAAUCCAUGAGUUUCUUUGUUGCCGUCUAAUUGUGCUGGCACUGAGAUUGCCCCUCUCACUUUUGCUGUUUGUUUUGUAGUUUCCUAUCAGAAAGAUUAAACCGACUCCUCCAAAGAAAUCCCCAGUAAAACUUCAUAAAUGGACAUUUGAGGAAGAUAAAGCAUUCAUUGAAAUCAUGCAAAUGAUUACGAUUGAAGAGGUUUACCAAUUAUGUAAUACCUCUAGUUGUUUUAAUACAUCAUUAAGCUAGAGCAAAAGCAUCACCUUUCAUAUACUUUAUCAUAUAGCAUCCGUGUUUCUAGUGAAAUGAAUGUGUGCAACAUUUUAAAAUUGUGCACAUAAGAUUUUAUUUUUAAAAACAUUUUAAUUAUCUUUAAGUACAGUAAUAUUAUGUUAGUAUUUUUUCAAUUUUAAAAUAAAUAAAUUUCAUCAACAUCAAUUAAUAUGUAGUGUGUGAUCUUUUUAUUAAUUUGUGAUGAGCAAGGGAAGACUAUACACUGAAAAUCAUGAAAACCAUACAUACCAUAAACCCCCGAAUAUAAGCCCCCCCCCCCCCAUGUAUAAGCCCCCCUUGUGUAAGCCCAUCAAAAAUCGCUUACAAAAGAAUAUAAGCCCAGUGCUUUUAGGUGGAAGUUUACGGUAGAUUGUCAAAAAACUGCAGAAUUGAUAAGAUGGUGUCCAUGCAUGGGAUACAAUACUUAUGGUAUAAUCAGGGAAGUGACGAAAACACAUGCAGUACAGGAAAACCGGGGUAGGGCCAAGACUGUACCACUACAGGUUCCCCAGUUCUAUCCUUACAAAUAAAAGAAAUGUCAGUAUUACACCAGACACCUAUAAACAAUUUUGCAGCUUUUGCUAAACAUUUUCUUUCAAUGUUUUUUAACCCAUUGACAGGGCCGUAGCGAGGGGGGUAUUGGGGGGUGGCUAACCCCCCAAAUUUUGUAGAAUUAACAUAUUCGGAAAAUCGGGUUGACCAUUCGGAAAAUUACGGCAAUAAUAGUAUAUGGUUUUUCUACGAAAAUCAUGAGAUUCAGGCAAUUUUUAGCUAAUAUUUGACUUUUGGUAUGUCCGGAAAAAAUUUUUGACCCUUAAAAUGGUACACUGACCGAAAUUUUUUUGGCGACGGGGGAGGGGGAGCUCCAAAAAAAAAAAAUUUCCCUGAAUUGCAUCUUCAUAUGCCAGCUUCGUAUGCCAUGAAAUAUUCGGAAAUUUUCUUCGUCAUUCGGAAAUUUUUGGCCUACACCCCCCCAACUAUACAUGCUAGCUACGUCACUGCCCAUUGAGUAGUUGAGUGUCAGCACUCUCCCCCUGAUGAGUAAAUAGUCUAGUCUAGUGUUAGACAGUAAAAUAAUCUGGUGUUAGGCAGAGUAAAAUAAUAGACAACUGGUUGAUCAUUUGAGCAUAGAUAACUGGUUGAUCAGUAUAAAUCCUUGCAAUGCAUCACACAGUAGUCAAUACAUUUUAUAUAUAGUGUUGCGAUAGUGUUGAAUUUCCUCCAUUUCAUUCGAAUUCUUUACAACAAUGCUACCACUGGGCGGUUCUUCCAUCAUUCGGUGUGUAUGAAUGUCUGUCAGGGCAAACAGGGUUUAUUGGUAAAUUAAAACAGUUAUACAAUCAGUUGGCUGAUGUAAUUCUGUUGGUGGAAGUACACUAUCCAGCUCAUCAUCUUGACUAUCUGGGUCACAUGGUGGGAUUGCUUGGGAUGUUGGUGAUGUUGAAAUGUCAAACUCCCAACAACAUAACAUUGUUAUAUUCUUUGUUUAUACCUCCUUCCCGUAGAUCAUUAGGGUCGAAGAACUACAUGAUAUGAAAUAAAAAUACGUUUAAUACUGCUGUAUUUACACAACAUUGGAGCAUUUUUAUAUUUCUAUUUUAAUUUUUGUAUAAAAAUCAUCUCACCUUAAAAACACAACUAGAGUGAAUUUGUACCAGUGCAGGACUACCGCAAUCAGCGAACAAUUUCAUCAAUUUUUAUCCCGUUUUUAACCACAGCUGGACAAAGGACUAUUCUUCAAACUAUCCUAAAACUAUAAACAUGAACCUCACGACAUUCAAGUUCAUCACACGGUAAUUCUUCUGGAAUCAAGAUUAAAGGCUGUUUUGACACACAGUGAACACACAGAAGCUCGUGCCCACCCAAAAACGAAGCUUUCUUUCCAUGCAUAGUGCAAAAAUCCACCAUUUUACAACUUUUUUUCGAUAAAUCUUUUCUGAAUCUCUUGAAACCUCGAGGUGUAAACAGUAAACACAGCGAAAGCCGACCGAACAAUGACGGCGCAGAGCGAGAAAUCGAUAAUAUGUAAAAAAACCGCGCCUGACCGCGUUGCACAUCGGUAUAGUCCUCACUCCUCCUCUGAUCUCGUAUUAUGCGGAAUAAAUUCGCUGUUUAAUUCUUUCCUCAAAUUCGCCGUCACAUAAAGUUACAAUUUCCCGCGUUUUUCCCGAGUUGCUCUGGAUUGUUCUUUCUCUACUAAUGGCCUGGCUCUGACAUCUUGAAAUGAAUUAUCAUGUAUCCAAACUGAAAACGUUGUCUAAAAUUUGAUGGGUUUUGUAGAUGGAAAUCGUCGAGUGGAAAUUGAAAUACAUUUAUUUGACCUAACCAGGAACAGAAGCGAAAAAUGCAACAUUAGGUCUCUGGCAGGAAGUCGAACCUGCGGCCCUGCGAUUCCGAUGCAGCGCUAGCUCUAACCAACAGAGCCACAGAGGUCAGUUGUCGAGCUGUAACCACAAGUUCAUGUAUGUAUACUAGGGUACUGCCAUGUAUAGGUUAUGGGUUGGACUCGCCCAACAAUACGUAAAGUUUUAUAAACAGAAGUUCGCCCUUACAUUCCCGUUAGACCUACAAUAAACUCGGCUAGUCUAACCUCGUGUAACAGGUCCUUUUUAAAUUAAGAAUUCGAUCGUCCGUGGGGGAUGGCAUCUACAAAAUGUACCGCACUAUACUGAGUGUGGAGAUAUGACAGAUAUUGAUUCUUGUUUAUAAAACGUUUGGUGUGGUGUCGUAUUUAAUAGCAGGGGGGUUUGGGGGAAUCUUUCUCAGAACAUUUUUGUAUUUUCCACCUCUAGAACUGCAUUUCGGCGUUUUGUGAAACAGAUGUUUGGAUAUACAGCGUUUAAUUUAUACUGUAGAUAGACUGAAUCUUCAGUUAAGUACGUGUAAGUUAAGCAAAUCAACUCAGUCACUAUUUAACUUGUUUAGCCUAGCCUUCCAACAACUCAAAUCUAUAGGGUCUUUGAUAUGCUAUCCACAUGGGAAUUUUUACAACAAUUUCUCCAAGGUAUUUACAACACAAUGUUUAGCAUUUUUGAAAAGACAUUGAAUCAUUUGAAGAUAAAAGACAGGACGUAAGAUUCACAAAUUUCAGUUACUAGAAUAUCAAACCUACCGGUACCUUCAAAUUCAUUUUUCUUCCAACAUUUUGCUUAUAUUUUAGAGAAAAGGGACUUUGUCUGGAGGGGGUGGGAUGUUUGCGCGCGGCGGGAGGCACCAUGGGGCCUGGGGGCUUUGGACCCCUAAACGUCCCUUUGGCGCGUAACAAAAAAACAAAAUUAGCAUACCCUUAACAAUAGGUUUUAUUAGCAGCUUUCAAUUAACACCACUUCAUUGUACAAGGCAACAUUUAUAAACAGAAACAAACAUAUUAGAAUGAAUUACAAUAAUUAUUAUUGGAAUCUAUCGGCCUAAAAUGUAAUAUGGCUCGAAGUCUUGCUACUACAAUCUCUUGCUGUUUUUAAUAAUAGCGAGGUUUGGAUUUGGCAUCUGCCACCACUGCCCCUACCUCAACCUCGUCCCCAAUCUUGGACAAACCCUUGAGACCAUUCCAGCCAAUAUUACAAAACAAACUGACAAAACAAACUUCGUCUCCUCUUCCCCCCAGUUCAUGAUCAAUGUUGUAAACAACGCCGAAACAACUUUUGGUAAUAUACUAGAAAAUACAUGCAUGCAGAAACCCUCGCCUUGCUGAGAAAACCAUUGACCAUUGUAUUUUCCGAACAUGAAGUAUCUAAAGUAGUUGUCAUGGUAACACGAUAAUUUUUUAAGAAUAUUCUUACAAAUGAAAAAUCGCCUAAAAAUAUCACUUUUAAUUACAAAAUUAAUUUCCCAACAUAAUAUGUUAGGUAUGUUAUUAUACGUAAUAUAAGCCUCAAUUUAAGGUAAAAUUCAACCACAAACGCUUCGCAAAACGUUUUAAAGUCACUAGUGUUCUUUAUAAAACUAAUCUGCCUUUUAAAAUGGCUUUAUCGAUAAACUUUGAGUUUGCAAUAAAAUGAUUUCAUAUUCACGCUUGCAAAUAACUUUGCUUUCUGUUUUAUUUAAAAAACUCAAUAUCUUAAAAAAAGGGAAUCAAUAUUAAAGAAACACUGAAAUUAUAUCAUUGCUCUCUUGUUUGGGUGUUUCAUACACGGAAAGGCGUCGGGUUUUAAAGCAAUUAUAAAAUCUAUAUUUAAAACAAACGGCUCCCUUCUUUUAGCCGAUUCUUCCUUCUUUUAGCCGAUUCUUUCGCAGUUUCUUUCUGAGGGAGCUUUUGAAAUUUACAAAAUCUUGCAGAAAUGCGAGCAAAAAUGAAAUAUAUUUGCAAGAAAUUUAUCAAUCAUCAAAUCAAGAAAUGUUUGCUAUUUCGCUGUCGUCAUGCAGUCGUUAUAAUGCAAACUUUAAAUUGGACCAAUCAGUGUCCGCAAUUCAUGACAGUCCGCCAUAUUUUUGAGAUCAGUGAGGAUAACCACCCACCGAAACAUCGUUGGUGAGCCACGCCCGCGAUAUUUGAUGAACUUUAGACUUCGCUAAUGCUUUCGUUUUCCCGGGUGUAAAUAGCCGGGGGGAAUUAGUACCCUCGCACGGCGCUUCGCGCCAUCGGCUCGGGGACUAUGACACAAGCUUAACAUUGAGUUCAGGGAGCGGAGACUUAAGAAUGGCAACACGAUUAAACAUGGAGUUUAUCACAAAAAUAUGAGAAUUUUUUAUAAGGGGAAAAAUAGUCUCAAGCAGUUAUGUCCAAGAUUGUAGCACACACACCGCCAAUCGACGUUGCAUGUCAACCAAAUGACAUACAAAUAGCCUGCUCCCUCAUGUAGAACAUACAAGUACUUUGCACAUGGGCGGGGGCGGGAGGAGGAGGAGGGGGAUGGGGAGCAGCUUCGGAAAUAAACUAAUAUUAACCUUGGGGACCAUGGGGGUGGGCCACUCCCACAUUCUGCAGUCUGCAUCCACAAACAACACUGCGUUUAAUGCUCAUAAACUUCUUCCAUUUAAGACAAGUAAACGCAAUGGCAGAUUUUCUCGUCGCACUAUAUUGGUGUUCUUAUUAUUGAUUAUCGUUAUUGUGCUGGUAAUUCUCAUUGCUGUAACUUAUGGCAAGAAAUUACAAUGUGAUGACGAUGACAGGAACAAUCGGGAGCACACUCGAAGAAAAAAUUCAUCUACGGAAUCCAACAACUUGAUAUCCUUUCUCCUUUUCUCUGAUGUCCACCUCGAUCAAUUUUACAAAGCCACGGCAGGAAUAGAUAGUGUCUGUAGAAAUGAGAGCGAGCCUAGCACUUAUAAUGCGCCAUAUGGAAGAAUUGGUUGUGACAGUCCAUUGAGAUUACUGCAUGAUGCAUUGAAUGCUAUGAAGAAACAAGCAAAUAACUUACCCAAUCUGGGCUUUAUUAUGUUGUCAGGUAAGGAAUUUUCCCAGUAUAAACAUAGGAGAAAUAAAUAUCAUUUAGGCAAAAGUUCGAAACUUUUGCGUUACCAAAGUUUGAUUUUCCACGUGCUGAACCUCAUGCUUGCUCAUUUACAAGUGUGGUAUGAUUUGUGUUCAAGCAAGAUCAGAGUCACUGUUGUGUAGUCAAGAUUCUAGAAAUGGGCUAUUUGCUACUUAACAGAAUAACAACUGCACACUGUACAGGGCCAAGCAGCAUUGCCAUUUUAUUCUUUUACAAAUCCCACUGUUUCCAUGCCUUCCAGUCAUCCAUAAGAUUUUGAAUAUUUUAGCAUUCUACAAGCCUUCUUGUAAUUUAAUAUUUCCAGGUGACUCAUGCGCUCAUUCAAUUGAGACACACCGAAGAAAAGUGGUGCUCGAAAAUAUAAAUACUUCAUCAAAAGCUGUGAAGUUGACAUUUCCUGACAUCCCAUAUUUUCCCAGUAUUGGUAAUAAUGAUAUUCCUGGUCAUUAUGUAAUGCCUGUUGAGAAUGAUACAUGGUAUUCUGAUUUGCUGAAUAUCUGGCAAGAUGCCAUACUGUGUAAACACUGUGAUAUGAGUUAUCAGACAACAACUGAAGCUGAACUGCGCAAAACGUUUUUAUAUGGAGGGUAUUACAGUGUGUCAAUUGCAGGUUUGUAAAUUAGCUUCUUCCGUUUUGAAAAUUCAAUGCAUCAACUUUAUAGUAGUCCCUGCUGGUGUGAGGUUACCUGCAUGGAUAUUUUUGUUCAUAUGAUUUCGUGACAAUGCACAAACGCAGGCAAAAUGUGUGGAC